CUCCGGAGGAAGAAGCAACGACCAAAGCGGAGCAGCGAGGACUUUAACCGCGUUUUACCCUCGUUUCCCGGAGGAAAGGCGGCCGUGUGUCCGCCUGCAGAGCGGGAGAGGACUCGGGGUCCCGGCCAGAGCCGCUGCCGAGCCACAAACCCCGGACUGAGUGCGGAACUGGGACCGGAAGUUAGCUGUGCUUAGCUCGGCUGUUCGCUGGAGUUCUUUGUUGUUGUUGUGACGAACUGAGGAGGAUCAGGGAGGAUCCAGGAGGUCUGGGGAGAAACCAGGAGGUUUGAGGGGGAUCCAGGAGGAACCAGAAGGAACCAGAAGGAUCCAGGAGGUCUAAGGAGGCUAAAGGAGAUCCGAGGAGAAACCAGGAGGACUUAGGAGUUCUGGGGAGGAACCAAGAGGAUCCAGAAGGUCUGAGGGGGAUCCUGGAGGUCUGAACCAGAAGAUCUGAGGAGGAUCCAGUAGAUCCCCAGCCAGCCUCCAGCAGGAAGGUCUUGCUGGUCAUGUUGAGUCCUCCUCACUGAGUCCCAGUAACGAUCCAGGACGUCGGAGACCUCAGAGACAUGGGAAACUGUCUCAAGUCCCCCACCUCGGACGACAUCUCUCUGCUCCACGAGUCCCAGUCGGACCGGGCCAGCUUCUCCACAGACCCGGACCUGGAGCCCCCCCCUCCCUACCAGGAGCAGGCUCACAUGCCGCUGUACCACCCGACGCCCAGCCAGGCCCGCCUGGCCACCCAGCUGACGGAGGAGGAGCAGAUCCGCAUCGCCCAGCGCAUCGGCCUGAUCCAGCACCUCCCCCGCGGCGUCUACGACGGCGGGCCGGACGGCUCGGAGAAGAAGAUCCGAGAGUGUGUGAUCUGCAUGCUGGACUUUGUGUACGGCGACCCGAUCCGGUUCCUGCCCUGUAUGCACAUCUACCACCUGGACUGUAUAGACGACUGGCUGAUGAGGUCCUUCACCUGCCCGUCCUGCAUGGAGCCCGUGGACGCCGCCCUGCUGUCCACCUACGAGACCAACUGAGCGCCCGGCGAGAAGCGUGGCCCCGCCCCGCCCCGCCCCGCCCCGCCGGCGCUGCUCCUUCAGCAGGACUCUUGGGUUUGAUUCCCUCCCGAGCCGGGCUCGGUGGACCGAUCGGGCGGCGGUCUGAGGUUUCCUCGCUCCCUGAACAGAAACCCGCCGCUCUCUGCGGCUCUUCCUUCUCUUCUCUCGCGCCUCUGCUGAAAAGGAUCGUUUGACCUGUUAGAGGAGAGCGGCUCGCUUCAGGGUCUGAACUCUGACCUCGCCUGGUGUUUGCUCUGUCGGUGUGGCUGAAGGGGAUCCUGGAGGGUUUUUCUCACCGGGAAGGUUGAUCAGGCGUCUGGGGUUUAUUCACUGCUACACUAAAAGAAAAAAAUGAAAAAUGGCUGAAUGUUACUUAAAAACAGCCAUUUGAUGCGACGCUUUCCUCCAAAAGAAGGUUUACCUGAAACAAACAGGUUGAAAAAAGAUGGACGAAUGAAAUCAAACAAAAACAAUCAAAUUAAAAUAGAUUUAAAACGAAUAUCUACUAAACAGUAAAAAGCCAACGAGUGAACCAUGUGGAACUCCGUCUGUCUGCGGCCUGGAAACGUUUUUCCACUUCUAAGCUUUGAAAACUGAAGUCAUGUUUUGCUGUUUUCAAAUUCCAUGAAGUAGUUCUGCACAGAGCAGUCCGUCCACACUAGAGGUGUCAACGUUUACGUUUUCUCCUCGUGUAACCGGCAGUUCUAACCAGCGUGUAACCGCUUACACGUGACGUCAGAGUUUUGGAAUCUUUUCCUGUGGCAGUUGUGCUGAAUGACCACUAGAGGGCUCUGUCUCCAUUGAAAUGCAGUCCUUCAUGAUCGCAUUAAAUCAAAGACAUUCCAGUAGCUGUCAGACAAAAGGGCCACCAUUUCAGAUAUUAAAUUGAUAUGUUCACUCAGUGUUUUGUCACAUCUCUUUGAUUUGUCGUAUAUAAAAUCCCCCGUGAUAGCUUGUGAACCACUUAACAGUAGCUAGCUAGCUAGCGGUAGCACCAAUGCUAGCAGCAGCUUGUUAGGAGGUUUCCAUGGCAGCUGGUCUCUGGUUUAUCCCGUACCGCUGGUGUAAACCAGCUUUGCCUGACGCAGCCUCCACCCAGCAGUACUUCCAGUUUGUUAGAAAAGCUGCCAGACAGUGCUCUGCUUGUUGUUGUUGGCUGCCAUAACGUCGCCGAGUCAACUUGAACGCAGCACUGGCAGUGCCUGUGCUUUUCUCUUUUAAAUCAACAUAACAUCGCGCCACAUGUAUCUAUUGUGUAUGUGGGUAACUGCACUAGAGGGAGCAUUUAGUAAGCUAAUGUUAUUAUCUGAAGCUUUCAUAGAACAUCAUCACCCCAAAAAACAUUAUAUAUAGGUAAAAAAAAAGAACGAAGAGGAGGAGGAAAAUGAGGUGUACACGGUUAUUGAGUUUCCUAAA
This is a messenger RNA of Salarias fasciatus (jewelled blenny), 2462 nucleotides long. RefSeq names its product RING finger protein 11-like. Gene Ontology annotation, cellular component: ubiquitin ligase complex. Gene Ontology annotation, molecular function: ubiquitin protein ligase activity. NCBI's taxonomy places the organism in Eukaryota, Metazoa, Chordata, Actinopteri, Blenniiformes, Blenniidae. The record is from RefSeq and is a predicted model, not a curated record. The transcript has 3 exons. The coding region runs from base 567 to 1025 and encodes 152 amino acids. Gene Ontology annotation, biological process: ubiquitin-dependent protein catabolic process.